AUGAUUUCCAGGGGUUUUGGCAAAUGGUUCCAGGAAUCACCCGGAAGGAAUGAUCCCGGAAUGAGACAGAACGGAAUUCCUGACGCCCAAAUCAAGUGUCGGCAUUUGCCGACGCUUGAUUUGGGCGUCAUCAACAAACAACUCCCACUCUCUCAACCACCACCAUCAUCCACGACGCCAACCCACCUCGCGACACCGCCACAUCACCAACGGCCACCACGACGCACACAACGACGACCCUCAGUAAACGAGCGCGCCAACACGUUGCCACGUCGCUAUCAGCGACGUGGUAACCAGACGACGAACGACGACUUGCCGUCGUUCGUCGUCAUAGCUCAUCCCACCCAGCCUGCUAACACCAGGCACACGACGAGGGACAACCACGUCAACGCACGACCACGACCACCACGCCCACAGACGACGACACGCCUCACCACGUCAACGGAGGGCCACGCCAACAAACGACACGCCCACGACGACACCACCACCACGUCAACGGGCGACGACCGCGUCAAUGGACGCCCACACAUUAGUGGACGACGAGCGACCACCGCCACGUCAACAGACGACGACGACGAAGCCAACGGACAACGACGAAGCCAACGGACAACGACGAAGCCAACGGACGACGACAACGCCAACGGACGACGACACCAACGGCCAACGACGACAAUGCCGCCAACAGACGACAACGCCAACGGACGACGUCGACGAUGCCAAUGGACGGCCACGUCAACGACGACGAGCGUGUCCCGCUCCACCACGUACACACGGCGACAAGUGUUGUCCCUCCCCCUUUUCUUUCCCUCCCCCCUUCCUCCUUUGCUUUUCCCUUCCCCUGUCCCUCCCCAUUUCCAUGUACCCCUUUCCUUUCUCCUCUCUCUUUCUCUGUCUGUCCCUCCUCAUUUCCCUGUCCCUACUCCCUUCCUUUUCCCUAUCACCCUUCCCCCUUCCCUUCCCUGUCCCUACACCCUUCCCCCUUCCUUUUCCCUGUCCCUACACCCUUCCCCCUACCUUUUCCCUCCCCCUUCCCUGCCCAUCCCUUCCUUCCUCCACCCCCAUUUAUUUCUGCCCCCCUCCUCCCCCCCUUCCUUUAACUUAGAAUACAGCAUGAAGUCACAUAGACUUGGGUUUGGAUGA
Molecule: messenger RNA, 1140 nt
Organism: Laccaria bicolor S238N-H82
Lineage: Eukaryota; Fungi; Basidiomycota; Agaricomycetes; Agaricales; Hydnangiaceae
Exons: 5
Coding region: 1-1140 (379 amino acids)
Source: RefSeq, a predicted model, not a curated record